Molecule: messenger RNA, 3916 nt
Organism: Drosophila takahashii
Lineage: Eukaryota; Metazoa; Arthropoda; Insecta; Diptera; Drosophilidae
Gene: ko
Product: Stork-head domain-containing protein knockout
Biological process (GO): regulation of transcription by RNA polymerase II
Cellular component (GO): cytoplasm; nucleus
Molecular function (GO): RNA polymerase II transcription regulatory region sequence-specific DNA binding
Source: RefSeq, a predicted model, not a curated record
AUAAGACAUCGAAUAUUCUUUGGCUCUUAGGAAAUUCUCAGUGUCUCCAAAGAAGUUGGCGAGUGGAGACUGCGCUCACCACGAAUGCCGCUCUCCGGCGAGAGAGCGGACGGGAAAUUGGGGGAGAAAGAGUGGGGAGAAACCACUUUUUCUUGGCGCCGCGACUUCAGUUUGAAAUUUUCUCUCUGAGAGUCUGAGUUACGCUCUCCGUUACGUUUUGGCUACACUUACGUUUGGGUUGGAUUCAAAUAUUGUCUUAUUGGAGAUUCGUCGCUCGGUCGGUUCGGUUCGGUUUCGGUUCGCAUUCGAGAGUGAGUACUCACUGAGUACUGAGUACUUCAUACUGAGUACUGAGUGAUUUAGUGCGCAGGCGUCGCGUUCGAGAUGCUGGGAUAAUAUAAUGCUGAUGUGAAAAGUUCAUUCCCCAAAAAAGCCACAAAAGUCCGGUCUGAAAAGUGUGCAAAAAAUAAAAUGAAGCCAGAAAGCAAAACAAAAGGAGGAAAAAAGAGAUAAAACUCUGCAAAUACGGGUUUCGUUCUUAUCGCGUUCUCCUCGGUUUUGUAUUUUAUUUUUCUGUUCGCUGUCCAAGUGCUUGACCAUUAAAAGAACCUUUUGCACACACACACGCGCGCGGAGUGCCAGAUCCUUAAGCCUCAACUUGGCGUUAUUUUUAGACGGUUAACGAAAAAAUCUGGGAAAGCCAGACCAAGAAACCGAGAAACCCGCCAGCAGAAAGGCAACAGCAACAGCAGCAGAAAUGGGCACCAAGUCACCCGGUGGUCCACAGCGCUGCCGUCUGAUCUUGCAGCGCUGCCUGGCCAUUCAGCUGACCAAGCCCGGCCACACGCCCGAGGACUUUUGGAUGUACGACUCGGGAUAUAUGAUAUUUCAGAACUUCCUGGCUGCCAAUGCGCAAUGCUGGUGGAAUGGACCUUUGACCGCUGCCACGAGGGCGCUGAAAUACGCAGGACAUGUGGCGCCUGGAAUGCUGCUGGUUACGGCUGAACCCUGUGCCCUGGAGGUCCUGCGAGGAGCCUUUGCCCGAAGUGUCCUGAAACCGCCGGCCACCUAUGUAAUCAGCUCAGUGGGUGACAUUGACGAUUGCAUUGUGACGCCGACGGUUCAGGGGCAGUUCACGCCGCUUCCCGAGGCUCUGUGCGAUGUGAUCAUGGACCUCACCGCCGAGGGCCAGUCGGCCACCAUUGAGCAUGUGCGCGGCAAGCUGGGCGCCCGCUUCCCCCACAUGACCACGCCCGCCACCGAGGUCAUCUACGACUCGCUCGCCCAGCUGAUGCAGGAGCAGAAGAUCUACCAGACCUCCAAGGGAUACUUUAUCUUCACGCCAGAGCGCCGACGCAGUCGAUCGAGGCCGCGCAGCAAUCACCACCAGCUGAACGGGAGCCUGGCUUACAGUCACCUGGCGGAGGAGGAGCAGCAGCACGGCGACGAUGUGGUUCCCCAGGAGGCGCGCACCAUGCUGAUGUCCAAUUCCGAGGCUUUGCACUCGCUGUACGGCGAAAUCUCAACGGAGCGGGACGGCGACCUCACCCACCAGUGCAUCCAAACGAAUCUGGCGGAUGUGAUCUGCGGCGGCAAUCCCAAUGACAAGAUCAUCUAUCCAAGGGCGGCGAAGCGACGCAGUGCCUCGUUUCCGACGCCGCGCAGCUUGGAACGCCGGCACAGUUUGCGGCUCUUUGGCUCGUCGAAGCGCCUGCAACGCUGCGCCUCCACGCGAAGUCUGUCCAAGACCUACGCCCAAACGCUCAAUACCACGGACAGCAGCAGCUCGGAAUACCAAAGCACAGAUUCGUCAUCACCCAAAAAAGGAUCUUUGCUCUCACGCCUGUUCCGACGCAGCGGUCGAGCCAAGCAGCGACAAAUUGAGACCUACUCGGCACAAUUCCCUCCAGCCGAGUGGUUCAACACCAGAGCCGUUCACCUCCACAGCGUGGGCACACAAACAGCCGAGCACGACAUGCCCGUGGCGCACACGCUGUCCAACUCGACGUUCUACGACGGCUCGGAGCUGAGCCAGCGCUCCUCGACGCUGCCCCGUCGCCAUCGACGCCACAUGUCCAGCGAGUCGACGUUUCUGAUUUCCUCCAGGGACUGCUCGCCCAUCCGCCGCCGAUCGCCGGUGUACUGCAGCAGUUCGCUACCUCGUUCCACGCAGUCGAUACCCGCCACGACGGCCAAGUCCCGCCUGAGUCAUCCGGGUCAUGGCGGAUCGGUGACGCCAACGCCGCCGAAGACAGCACAGAAGUCGGUAAUUGGGAAGCACAUCUUCGAAAGCUCGCCAUCGCGAUCCGCCACGCUGAAGGCGACGGCGGCCAAGCGGCACCCGGAAGGACUGAUCAUCAACGGGUGUCAUCAGGACAACAAGGCCACGUACCGGAGUCUGCAGAGCAGCGGUCCCUCGAGCCUGGAGUCCUGCAGGACCGCCUCGAUGCUGGCCAGUGGUCCGUCGAGCAUCGACAGCGGCAAGGUGUCCUUUAGCCAAAAGACCAGCGGCCACUCUAGUCUGGACUCGCAAUGCUCCACCAACACGGCAGUGAUAGCGCCCUCCACCAGUGGGAGUAAUGGCACAGGGAGUUCUCGUUCGAUUCUCCUGCUAAAUGGUUCGCCACGCGGAACACCACGUCAUCAGGCGAUGAGGGCACGCGUAGCCGAGGCCCAGGCGCAGCGGCAGAGGGCCAGCACGCCCAGUCGAAUUCUAGAGGAGAUGAUCUAUCCGGCGGGAAGCAAUGGAGUGCCCACCUCCAGUAGCAACAACUCGAUUACCCUGCAGGUGACCACCUCGAAUGGCAAUCAGAGCAUACCGAGCACCAAGAUCUUUGUGCAAAACUCACCGGUUAGGAGUGUUAUAACCCUGGAGAAUGGCAAGAUGCUGGAGAAUUCGAAUGUGUUUAUCAUCAACAAUGAGACAAUGACGAAUGAGAAGGGCGAGGUGAUCAAGAAGACCCUGUCCAAGCAGACUUCUGCAGCAGCUCCUCCUUCGAUGGCCACGUCGACGCCGGUUAAGCCGUCGGAAACGGAAACGGUUACCGAGCAGCCACUCAGCGAAACGGAGGCCAAUUCCGAGACCUGCGACUCCAUAUCCUUCAUCAGUGAGAGUUCCCCGGAGAACACAUGUACCGUGGAGGCCGAUCAUCCGAUUUACGAUGGUGGGAAGUAUGCCAAGAACACAAAUAACGAUGCCACGAUGAACAACAGCCGGAAGCUGUGCCUCCAGUUGGCCAACAACGGGAUUGCCUACAAGAACAACGUGCUGAAGAAUGAAUCCCAGCCGAAUUCACCGAGUGCCGAGGCUCCGCUCAAGCUGGCGGCGCUGGCCAAGCAGGAUUUUGAGAUAGCCGGCUCGGUGGGCAACCUGCAUUUCUACGAGAAGAGCUCCAAGGAUGUGGGUGCCUCGCAGAGCAACAACAUGAUGAUGAACAGCAGCACGGACCUCAAGAAUCUGUGCUAUGAGUCCGUCUGCCAGCUGCAAAAGUGCUCCAUGAACGGCGACGAACUGGCGCUGGCCCAUUUGCUGCACAAGUCCAGCAAUCCGCUGGGCAGUGAGCCCAAUUUGGCUUUAAAAGAUCUGGCCAAUGAUAAAUCGAUCGAUAAGGAGGCCAUCGACAGGCGACUCAGCUUGACCAAGGAAUCGCUGGAGCAGGGAAUGGGCAAUGUGCUGGCCAAUGGCAACGAGGAGCUGUAUAACUUUCCCAGUCUCACCGACCUGUCCUUCAACUUUACCUCCCUGGCGGCAAGAAAGAUACUGCAGGGUGUGAGCCUCAACAGCAUCGAUACCCUGGUGGAACUCAAUAUGGCAGCGGCGGCGGCGGCGGAGAAGCAGCAGAAGAAGCAGCAGAACAACCAGCCAACCCCGGCAGCUCCAACAGCCUCCGUUUGCACCGACUUUGGCAUGGUCUAG